AAACUGUCGCCUAAGACGCCUGGUCGUUUCGUGAUGCUCACUGUAUGCCGCAUGUCUGGCGUCGCAUAGCACAGUCUUGUAAGACGGGAGAGGGAUCGGCCCCUGCUGCGUGUCAGCCGGAAUUACAUUUAUAGAUUGUUAAGUAUUCAAUAAAGGCGGCGCAUCUGAGGAAGUUGAGUCCGUGCUCACGCAAACCUUAAGGGUUCUGACCGUUUCAUUUACCUCCACCAUACGCUUCCAUUAGCCUCUCCCAAAUUACUGUAAGGCAAUCAUGGGGAAACAGAACAGCAAGCUAACCCCUGAGGUAAUGGAAGACCUGGUGAAGAACACAGAGUUUAACGAACACGAGCUUAAGCAGUGGUACAAGGGCUUCCUGAAAGAUUGUCCCAGCGGUAAGCUAAACCUAGAUGAGUUCCAGCAGCUAUAUGUCAAGUUCUUCCCUUAUGGUGAUGCAUCAAAAUUUGCACAGCAUGCCUUCAGAACCUUUGAUAAGAAUGGUGACGGGACUAUUGACUUCAGAGAGUUCAUUUGUGCCCUGUCCAUCACAUCACGGGGAAGCUUUGAGCAGAAGCUGAAUUGGGCCUUCAACAUGUAUGACCUAGAUGGAGAUGGAAAAAUCACCCGAGUAGAGAUGCUGGAAAUCAUAGAGGCUAUUUACAAAAUGGUUGGCACUGUGAUAAUGAUGAAGAUGAAUGAGGACGGGCUGACACCAGAGCAAAGGGUGGAUCGCAUCUUUAGCAAGAUGGAUAAGAACAACGAUGACCAAAUAACACUGGAUGAGUUUAAAGAGGCAGCAAAGAGCGACCCAUCGAUUGUACUGCUUUUGCAGUGUGACAUGCAAAAGUGAGGGUGUGCCAGUGUGCACUGGACUCAGUAUAUUGUAAUGUUUACUCAUAUUCAGCCAGUUCCACAAGAUUAACACGAAAUAUAUUUGGACCACUCAAAUGAACUUGCUUCUUGUGGUUGAUGAACAAACAAAAAACAAACAAAAAACAAAAGAAAACUAGUAUGCAUGAGAAUGUCAAAUGCUAAGAGUUAAGAAUAUACAGCACAUUUAAUUUCAAACCUGCAACAAAGUAAGGUGUGCAAAAUGAGUCAGAUUGUUUUCACUCUUUCAUUCAUUGGUAGUUGGUGAAGUGCUCCACAAUAGGCUAUUUCAUUUUUAGCUACAAGACUUAAAGAUCAUAUCACAAUAGCUACUGUAUUUCGUACGGUGGUUCAGGUAUUAAAAGCAAAAUGUCUCAAUAUAAUGUAACAAUUUCUAUUAAAACAGUAUGUUGAACUUUGAUCUUUAAAAUUCAAGGAGGGUAGAGGGGUUAAUUUAGCCUACCUCCCAAAUGUGCUUGUACUUGAUGAUAAAUGUAAGUAUUUGCAUGCUUGUCCUAAGUGUAAUGCCUAAUCUCUCCUAUCAUUUCUUUUGGCAACCUUGACAAAUAACAUAAGGAGGCCUUAUAAAUGAUAACAGGAUCAGCCCAUUAGAUAUCUUUCCUUGGGUGCAUGUCCCCCGACUCUCCACCCCCCCCAAAAUAUUUACAAUGUGUAUUUGUAGAAUUUAUCUGUAAGGACAGCAAUAUGUUGUGGAUAUUGUCUUCGACAACUUUAGCUUUGCCUCUGCUAUUGGUUUAUUCUCUGCAGUGACAAAGGUUACAAUACCCAUUUCAGGUCCUUUAGUAACGUUGCAGUUGCAGACCAGUAAGUGAAACUGGCUCACAGGUUUUUCCAGCGAUUGCCACACAACUGCCCAGCCACUUUUUCCGCCAUUCCCUUUUUUUAAGUUAUGUGUAAAUCAUGUCACUGUGCGCAUGUUUGGAUACCUGUAAUUUUGUUUUAAAUGGUAAAAAUUCUGAGAAAGCAAUUAAAUCACGUUCUUUCUUUUCCUGGAGGGCUCUAAUAAUCAAGAAGCAAUCCUCUAAAAUAUGUUUGGUAUACAACCUCAGCCUAAUGUGGUAAGUUUUUAUUGAACUGUUUUUUUGUAAAAUAUUUCUACACAAGUUCUUGACAUUUAAUAACCACUGUUUAUACAGUAAUUUAUGCAUCUUUGAAUGGAAAAUGAUGAGGGGUUUUGCAAGAGUUUUAAGCCACAACUUAAUUUCACUACUUGAAGCAAAUAUUUGUUAUUCACCACAUACAUUCUUAACAAAGGGAUUCUUUGAGGGGUCAUGGUAGAGAAUUUUGUUUUGUCUGAACAAGGGUUAACAGAACUCUUUACAGCAGGAUACAUCCAUUCCUUAUGGUGUUUUACAGAACAUCUAUGGAGUGUUGUUUUCCUCACACCAAUAUUCCCUUCCGUUAUAGGGGCAAAUGAAAGAACCCCAGAAUAGCGGCUAUAUUAACCCCAUAGCAUCAAGCCCGUGCAUGUUCUACAAAGCUCAGGAUGCUGUGAAGUAUUUUUUUUUCGCUCCUAGGCCCUCCUUGUAGAAAAUAAUCCCAAACCUGCAGAUGUAUAUCUCUGACAUGUAAAUAUUUGUACCUAAUAUGGAAAAGAAAUACCAAAUUUAAAUAAGUAAUUUGACUGUGUAAUAUGAUGUAUGUGUUUUAUUUGUGGCAUGUCUUCAACUUGGUAUGUAACGGUUGCACUGACAACAUUGUGAUUCAAAUAAAUAAACUGUCUGUGGGCUGUUUUCAGAAAA
Molecule: messenger RNA, 2630 nt
Organism: Electrophorus electricus (electric eel)
Lineage: Eukaryota; Metazoa; Chordata; Actinopteri; Gymnotiformes; Gymnotidae
Gene: vsnl1b
Product: visinin-like 1b
Molecular function (GO): calcium ion binding
Source: RefSeq, a predicted model, not a curated record